Sesamum indicum (sesame) is the source of this 1217-nucleotide messenger RNA. RefSeq names its product WRKY DNA-binding protein 54 (gene WRKY54). Gene Ontology annotation, molecular function: sequence-specific DNA binding; DNA-binding transcription factor activity. Gene Ontology annotation, biological process: regulation of DNA-templated transcription. Lineage: Eukaryota; Viridiplantae; Streptophyta; Magnoliopsida; Lamiales; Pedaliaceae. The record is from RefSeq and is a predicted model, not a curated record.
ACAUUUCCUCUCUCUCUCUCUCUCUCUCUAAAAUAAGAGCAGCAAGCUGAAACCAAACCCUCGCCCCUCUCUUAUCCCUCUCUCAGAUCUCUCCCAAGAACACGCACUAACACGCACUGCAGCUACCCUACGAUUUCUAUGUAAAAAUGGGCUGUUUGGACACUGAAACUCUUCAUGCAGAGAGCUGGAAAAGGUUAAUGGUAGUGGAGCUGUUGAAGGGCAGAGACACGGCGACCCGACUUCGGGCUCUUCUGCAAGAUCCUCGCAGCCAUCAAGACCCCGUCUCCGCCGAGCAACUCGCCGUUGAGAUCUUCAGAUCUUUCUCCGAGAGUCUGUCCGUGCUGAGUUCCCGCGUCGACGUCGUCGGCUCAGCCCAGAUCCCCGCCGUUGACUCCGGCGGCUCCUCCUCCUGCUCCGGUGAGAGCAAGAAGAAGCCUGGGGUCAAAGAUCGGAGAGGUUGUUACAAGAGGAGGAGGACUUCUGAUUCUAGGGUGACAGUGUCUUCAACCAUGGAAGAUGGGUGUGCAUGGCGAAAAUAUGGACAAAAGGUCAUCUUAAAUUCUGAAUAUCCAAGGUGCUAUUACAGGUGCACCCAUAAGUAUGAAGGCUGCAAAGCUACAAAACAGGUGCAGAGAAUCAAAGAGGAUCCCGUCAUGUAUCAGACCACAUACUUCAGCAACCAUACAUGCAAGGAAACACCAAGGGCUCCACAUCUCAUCAUCGAUUCAGAUCCGGUGGAACCCAAUCUGAUCAGUUUUCAAGCACCGAAAGCACAGGAUCACACCCCAACAAAUCUAGUUAAACAAGAACUCUACAAAGAAGAUAACCUAAGUGAGGAUCAGGAUCAGGAUCAGGAUCUGUCUGAUGAUCAGGCGAAAUCAUCGUUGCUGCAGGAUCCAUGGCAAGAAUUCAUGGGGCUGGAAUCGUCUGGUUAUAAGCCCGUAUGGACCACCAUGAUCACAAGCUCCUCCUAUCAAGAAGAAGUGGCUUCAGCUGGUUUUCAUCACUCAUCUGAUGAUCAAACUGCUGGGUUGUAUGGGCUUGAUCUGGAGGUUGAUCAACUUGGUGAUAUAGACAAUAUAUUUCCACUGUUUUGAAGACCUGUACUGAGCUUCUGCUAUAUAUAUAUAUAUAUAUAUUCAUAUAUAUACUAUUUAGUAAAUAUUUCAUUUUGUUGUAAUAAUAAUUUUACUUAAUUAUUUUCCUAAAAAUUGGAA